CUUUCUCUCUUUUCGCAGAUCAUGAGGCUCCCGCUGUUGCUGUUGCCCGCUCUCCUGCUCACGUCCGCGGCACUCCCAGUGAGUGAGGAUGAGAUGGACGGCGAGUCUUCGGGGCGCAUCAUUGGCUCCAGCGUGGUCACGUCCGUGUCUGUGGUGAUGAAUGGACAGAAACCGGAAUUUACUGAUGCAAUUGGGAAGCCAGUGCCGCGACCUCUGGUCCCGCCACAAGUGGCCAGUCCAAUCAAUCUCCUCAAUCCAGACAAGUACGAGUUCUACACAUUCGACGAGUCUGGAGAGCUGAUAAAGCGCCUCAUGACCAUGAAGGAGAUCCAGAGCAUUGUGGCAGGAGGAGAUGGCGAAGGGAGUCUCAUGAUGAAUCCCACAAACAACUCCUCAGAGAAUGACACCAAAGUGGACGAGAUCGUCGAGAGUGUGCAGAAUGUGCUGAACAAGGAGAUGGAGGCGAACAAGAACGCCACAAAUACCAGUCAUCCCAUCUUCGAUACGCCUGAUGUCUCCGCCUCCUGGAGUCUCAUCCUGCCUGCCAUUUUCGGCAACACCGGCAACCAUGAGAUCAUCACACAUAAGCCACAAUCGAUCGCCAUGACGCCGGAGAGCGAACUUCUGGAGGUGACCACGAAAACUCCCGCCAAAACCACUUCACCAGCCGUCCCCACUGACGAAACGAAGAACAUCCCUCUGUACCAUCGACCGACGGCCACAGAGAAGAUCACUGAAAAAACCACUGAGAAGACCACUGAAAAGACUACUGAAAAGACCACUGAGAAGACCACUGAAAAGACCACUGAAAAGAGUACUCAGAAGACCACCGAGACGCCCACAGAAGCUCCCAAAGAGACAACUGUGAGUCCUGCGGAUACUUCCUCUUCCACCACAACUAGAAGGCCCUCAACAACUCCUCCAAUGCGAGUCAGAGUCACAGCGAAUCCCAACAGAACGAGAAUUUCCACUACGCGGAGACCAAUUGUGACGACAGUGCAGAAGAUUACGGAAAUUAAUACAGUCAUCUCGCGACUUCCCUCAAGUCCAUUAGCGCAAAAAGUCACAGAGAAGACCUCAACAACGCCAAAGCCCACAGCCACCACAUCCAGAUUGCCCACCAAUUCACCAGCAACCCCAACAACCACCCGAAAACCACCGUCGACGACUGUGUCCACCACAGAGCGGCCAACGGAGAGGUCAACGAAGAAGACCACAACGAGGCCCACGGAGAAGACCACGGAGGAGAGCAAGAAACUACCAUCUCCAUCGCCAACAAUGGGCACAACUGUGGCCGUGGAGGCAUCCACCAUGACCUCAGCAAGCACGAGUGGCCCCAGCAUUGGCACCACUGAAACAAUGCAGCCGCAGAAUGCGGAAAAGACGGCAGAGAGUGCGGAUGAUGAAUCCGCAGCCAUGGAGGAGAACUCAAUCAACCAAAUAAUCCAAUCGCUCAGCGGUUUCCCGGACGCCGAGGCGGCAUCCACACUAUCAUCACUGGAAUCACUGUCCGAUGGCAUUACAACCGUGAAACACCCCGAAGAUAUGCACGAUGAUGAGGAGGAACAAAUGCCGACAACUGUAAAAGUAAUUUCGGUCAGUGAACCAGUGAAAAGUGAGGUGGCGACAGAGGCAACGCAGCCACACAAUACGGAUCAUGUGGGAAAGCCCAACAAGAUAUUUGCAAACAAUCAAUUGUAUGUGGAUGAAGCGGAUCCCCAAGUGUCUGAGAUCAGCACACCUGAGCCAGAAACCACCACGGAGGAGGAGGGUACAGAGACGACGCUCUCGAGUGAGUCUGUGUCUGAGAAUUUCGCCGCUCUGCCGCAGAACAGCGGUAUCGCGCAGCUUAUCGAUCGCUUCAUCGCAGCCAACUCAAACAGUGUGCCCGUGACGCUGGCGCCGCUGGAGACACAGCCGAUGAUCCCCAAAGUUGAGCAGAUGGUCCAGUCAACACUCAGGAGAAACAUUACCAUGACCGAUUUUGUCGAACAAGUCGCCACAGUGGCUUCCAUCCUUCACGGUGACGAAGCCGACGAGACGUCGACUGAGAAGCUUGAUCUCAUGAGCAAUUUGGAGGAAUCUCUCUCGAAUCUCCUCUUCCAAGUCACCGAUGAACGCCCACAUUCGGUGCCUCUGAUUGAAGAUCCCAACAUCGAGAGCAAGAUGCCCAACAUUGAUUCCGAGAAUGCAGUUGCAGAUGAGGAAGUGUCAACAAUUGCAACCACUGUCCAGGAAGAAGAGUUCAGCACUCUUACCGAAAGCGCUAUUGAGGUGGAGGAGUUCACGACCACAGAAUCAGCGACUGAAUUGCCAGCAGAAGAAGAAGAAACUAUUUUGCCUGAAACCACUGCCUUCCCUAACUUCGAUCCUGAUCAGACAUUCAACGAACUGGAAUCUCUGGCUCAGGUCAAGGAAUCGGCAGAGAAUGAAGUGACUAACAAGGAUGAGGUCAGAGUGGAAACAUCGAUAGUCAAGGAGACCUCGUCGGUGUCUUUCUCUCAGCAGAAACCCAAGAAUAUUACAACCACAACAACUACAGCAGCAAUCACUACAGAACCCCAGAGAGAGAUCACCACAGAAACUCCCGAGACUCCCGAAUUCACAGAGCGAAGCACAGAAAUUCAGGCAGAAACCACCGAAUUGCCAAACACCAUUGAUGAUGCUCCCGAUUCUGGACCCUUGACCUCGGAUAUUCUUAGCAUCAUUGGAACUGUUGGCGAUAUGCUGCUGGACACAGAGAUUCCAACCAACGUGGAUGAACUCGUUACAAUGCCAAUUGAAGAGUCCACUGACGCAACAUCUCAGCCUCUGUCGACACACUUCGAUGAAGCCACGGAGUUUCCCACAGCCACUCCCGCCACUGAGGCGCUUGAAGAUGAAACUGUGGCAUCAACCACGCCGGAGAGUGAUGAAAUGACCAGCGAGUACGAGACAUCGACUCUCUCCUCAGCCGAAAUAAGCACAGAUCUGGCUGAGGAGACCUUCUGGACUCUGGACGGUUUCACGGGACGCCCAACAACGAACUUCAAUGUCCUCAACUUCAGGAAGAACGACGUGGACGAGAGCCAGCAGACAGAGACCCCAGACCCAGCGUCAAACACCGUCGCCACUGAUGAGGUUAGCGAAGAGAUCAGCCAGAAAACUACCCAGAGAUCCUCACCCAAGACAACCCAAUAUAAAUUCAUAACAAUCGGUGUGACUCGCCCUGAAGAAGGUCCAAUUAAUGUUCCGACACCUUUUGGCUUUCACACGCGCGUCACCGAGGCAAUUAUCCCAGAGACAACGGAGAUCGCCCACGAGACAACCACAAAUUCCCACGAUAAUUCUGAAGAUGACACCGAUGCCACCACAGUGGAUGAAAGUGAGGAGAUUUACACGAGAUUAGGCGAGACCACAGAGAAAUCCCCCGAGCAGACGACACUGCUUGACGGUGAAAAAAUUGAGGAUGAGAACACAAUUACCGGCGAGCCAGAAGACUCUCCAACUACCCUCAAGAAUCUGCCCCAGAAGCGGCCAGUCUCAGUCUUUCACGUCAACACCCCCAAACCCAGUCACAUCUCGCCGGCGCUCAAGCAAAACCCCCGGAAACCCGUGCCUGUGAAUCUGAAACCCGCCCCGAAGGAAGCCCUGGGCCUCGAGCAGAGCACCCAGAACCUCGAUCAGGAUCUCAUAGACUUUGUCAAUCUCUGCAAUGAAUUGGCAUUCACUUACUGGAAGGCCAUGACCGCCGAGGGUGUCAGCACGUCCAGGAGCAUCGUUGUCGCUCCAUUUGCCGUCACUUCCAUGCUGGCGAUGAUCUUCCUUGGCGCCCGCGGAGCCACAUCUGGGGAGAUGAACGAAAUCUUGCGUCUGGAUGACAUGGUGACCUUCAAUCCACACGCGGUGUUCAAGAACGUCACGGAUUCCAUUGAGAAUCUGAGGGAAAGCGGCGUAUUCACCAGUGCUGUGGUGAGGGAACUGUUCAGCGAUCGCACGAAGGGCAGACUCUUGUCGUUCUACAAGGACAAGGUGCAGCAAUUCUACUCAGGACACGUUGAGGAGGUGAACUAUGCCGUGAUCAAUGAUGUCAUCCGCCGGAGGACGAAUCUGCUGAUGAAGCGUCACACAUGGGGAAAAGUCAUGGAAUUCCUCAAGACCAACACCAUCACAAUGAGACCUCCUCUGGCCACAGUGUCUGCAAAUAUAUUCAAGACUGACUGCUCCAAAGCCUCCAGCUUCGAACGCGACGGAGAGAUGUUCUUCCAAAUCGCCCCAAUUGUGCGACAGCGUCGUCUGGUGCCACUCCCGGCGGCCGUGUUUCGCUCUGGCUUCAUGGCCGGUUAUGAUCCCGAACUGGACGCCACGGCGGUGGCAUUUGGGAACAGCAACAAUGUCGUGAGCACGGUGCUUGUGAUGCCUGGCCAGCAGGGUCACCUGCAAUCCGGCGACAGCCUGGAUCGCCUCGAGAUCGCUCUCCUGCAGAAUGGCAUCACGAAGAAUGCCUGGCGUCGACUGCUCACCACUCUCAUGGAGCGCCCCGGACUAGAGCUGCAAAUCCCCAAAUUCACGCACAGAUCCUUCAUCAACGCCACCAGCGGCCUCCAGCGGAUGGGGCUUAAUGAGCUCUUCGAUUCCGAGAAGUCCGACUUGCGCGGCCUCACGGCGUCGGCUAGCAAGGACAUGUUCUUCUCCGACAUGGUGCAGAUCAACGCCUUCGCAACGUGCGGCGAGGACAAAUCCCCGGAUCAGCAUCAUGUGGAAGUCUAUCCGUCGCCGCCCAUCCAGAAGAGCUUCUACCUCGGCGAAUUCACGCGCGGCCUCGUUGACGAGCUGCCCGAGAGUGUGCGCAUGAAGCUGCUAAUGACACAAGAGCACCAGCGAGCCCUCUUCGAUCCCUUCUACGAAACCAAAUACCUCGAGCUGCCCCUGUCGCUUCGUCCUCGCCAGGCGAGGAUUCCGGAAGCGCCCAGGCUGCGGUUCGACCGUCCCUUCCUCUUCUUCGUGCGCCACAACCCCACGGGCAUGAUCCUGUAUAUGGGGCGCUUCAGUCCGCGACUCCAUCCAUAAGGCAGUGGUGGAAAGCAGUGCACAAGAUUAGUCUUAAUGAGCGUAGAUUUAAUUAGCCAUAGGAUUGCCCUAUUUAUUCCUUCCCAGCAGCGCAACUGAAGUUAACUUAUUUAGGCGAGUAUUAGCAUAUCUUGGUAAUGGAAAGUCCUCUCUAUCUCUUGAUGUCCUGCGAGAGAUGUCUCGUGAAAAGCACGUGAUUGCCGCAAUUACAUUCAUCGACAUUCAUUAAUUUGGACUCACAUUCGCACCAUGUGACUUCAAAUUGACGAAUUCGCCACAUUUAUUAUUGCUUUCCUCUCUAACUUUACAAAGUCCCCAAUUUAGGAGCACAAAAGGCGAAUGUAAAUGCAGCGAUUGACUCAUCCACACUUUGUCACGCUCUCCUUCUUCCCACCAACUUCCAUCGACUACGUUUAAUAUAUUUUAAUAUCCAAUUAAAGUAUUUAAUUAAGGUAAAGACAGAGAGACAGUCUCUCUACUUCGCAUAAUUAUAUUGUCGCAAGAAUUUCCUACAAAUAAAACUGUACUGUGUAAAUA
This is a messenger RNA of Phlebotomus argentipes, 5586 nucleotides long. Its product is annotated as mucin-2. The transcript has 3 exons. Lineage: Eukaryota; Metazoa; Arthropoda; Insecta; Diptera; Psychodidae. Gene Ontology annotation, molecular function: serine-type endopeptidase inhibitor activity. The record is from RefSeq and is a predicted model, not a curated record. Bases 22 to 5049 code for a protein of 1675 amino acids.